GCUAAACUUGAUCACAUUUCAUUAGAAAAAAUAUUUUAAAAUUAUAAAAUGCUUUGCGUGUAACGUGCGUCAAUUAAAUUAUAAAAUUAUAGAUUAUGGAUAACUGGUUUGCCCUUUUACUUGUGGGUAUUGUCUACAUGUGUGCAGAUACUGCAACAAGUGAAACGACAACGUCAAGCACAUCGAAUGCUACAACUGAUUCGUCAGCUACUCAGACGGCAUCUUCAACGUCAUAUUCAAGCACAUCGAAUGCUGCAACUGAUUCGUCAGCUACUCAGACGGCAUCUUCAACGUCAUAUUCAAGCACAUCGAAUGCUACAACUGCUUCGUCAACUACUCAGACGGCAUCUACAAUGUCAUAUUCAAGCACAUCGAAUGCUACAACUGCUUCGUCAACUACUCAGACGGCAUCUACAAUGUCAUAUCCAAGCACAUCGAAUGCUACAACUGAUUCGUCAACUACUCAGACGGCAUCUACAAUGUCAUAUUCAAUCACAACGAACACUUCAACUGAGUCGCCUUAUACAUCAACUACGGCCAACUGUAAUGUAAACUAUACAGCGGAUGCGAAGGGAGGAUCCUUCACAUCUCUUAACUACCCUUAUGAUUACAUCAACUCGAUGGAUUGCAACAUCUGGAUCACUUCUCCGACGGACACUGCGGUGGUUCUGAUCCCGGGAAUGUUCAACAUGGAGGAUGAGAAAUAUUGUCAGUACGACUCAUUCUCCGUCUAUGAUGGGGCUUCAUCGAGCGCCACGUUGCUGGGCCAAUACUGCGGCACGAGUUUCCCGGCUUCGCUGGAAAGCUCGGGGAACGUUAUGUACAUCCACGUGGUAUCAGACUGGACAGUGACGGCGUCUGGAUAUAUCAUCUCUUACGCGACUUUAGAUACCUCCUACCCCUAUUGUAAAUCGGAAUACACUGAAAUAACCGCUACUGCAAGCACUGGACCGGCACCGACAUUUUCAAACUCACAGACACCUUACUCCAGCAACACCGAUGAAUACUUUUUGGUGGUGAAAGGGGGUAAAAGUACUGGCGAUAUCAUUCUCAACCUACAGUCAUCCAGCAUUGAGAACUCUGACGGCUGUAUCUACGACCGCCUUGUCAUUUACGACGGAGCGUGCCGGAGCAACACGGUGUUGGCGACCCACUGCGGACCACGGCUGGCGCGCUGGGAGCUGCCCGGAACCGAGUACCUUGUGCACUUUCACUCCGACGCAGUCAUCGAGAAGGACGGCUUUGUCAUGGAGUAUUUCCUCGGGACAGCAGGCACUGCUGAGCCAACGACGACUACGACCACUUCCGGUCCCCCGGUGUCGGCGGAAAUUUUUCUCAUGAAUGACUUGUUGACCAACUACAGCAAUGACGUCCUGCCAGUCCGCGACCUGACCAUACCCUUAGAGACCAAGGUCGACCUUGAGUUGGUCGGCGUCAACGGAUUGGACGAGGUAUCUCAGAAACUGACGACGACGGUGCUGUUUACGAUCACGUGGACGGACGCAAACAUCGGCUGGCCCACCAGCAGGCAGUCUGGGAUCUCACAACUCCUCAUACCCCAGGACGAUGUCUGGAAACCGGAUGUUGCACUUAUGAACAGCUUCACGCGGAUCAAGCAGCUUGGGGCGUCGUUUAUGUUCGUGGUGGUCACGAACGAGGGUGCUUGUACGUGGCGGCCGUACCAGAUGCUCGACUCCACGUGCAAGGUCGACAUGACGUACUUCCCGUAUGACACACAGUCGUGCGACAUCAUGAUCAGUACCUGGGCCUCGUCCUCAAACGAGAUAGAAACCUUAGUCGGCGCGAACGGCAUGCAGAAACACGAGUCGUUUGUGGAAAACGCGGAAUGGAGCCUGCUCAAAAUCUCGCAACGAAACGAGACUUUCAACGGACAGUUUACCGUAGUGUUUACGUUAACGCUACAACGUAAUCAGGCGUUCACCGUGUUCUACAUGGCGAUUCCAGUUGUGCUGUUGACGUUUCUUUGUGCUUUUACGUUUUCUAUGCCCGUCUGUUCAGGAGAAAAGUCUGGCUACGCCAUUACCGUAUUUUUGUCGUUAAUUGUUUACGUGAUUGUUACGUUUCAGAAGAUGCCCGAAAAUUCAGAAAAUCUUUCCAUAUUCGCUAUGUACGUCCUGGGAGCCACGGGUCUAAGCCACAUUUCAGUAAUGAUUUCUGUCCUUGAAAUUCGUUUUGAGUCGCUAGACGUCAGGUACAAGCGCGUUUUAGGGUGCACGCAAACAUUUUCCAAAUCUAUCAUUCGCCUUCAGAACAGACUUUUGUGUAUCAAACCGGAGAUUGAAGAACAGACAGCUGAAGCCGGUGGACCCAAAACUAAAUCAAAUUACGCUAAAAUGUUUCCAGAUGAUGAGAACGUCGAAGAAGAGACGCCUGACGCUCAGGAUGAAGACGUUUGGAUUGAUUUUGUGUCGGCUUUAGAUUUCGUCUGCUUCUGGGUGUAUAUCAUUUUCACCUUGGUUUUGGCAUUGACCGUAUUUGGACUUCUUUCUUUCAAUUAAUUAUAUGCACAUGUCUUGAAAAUAAGUUGGUAAACUUGAUCAUUUAGGAUUUCAACUUACGUGCGUGUUUAAAGGUCCGCCUACCGUCACUCAUCCAAUGCACACUCCCUGUGCCAGAUUUUGUAAUGUAUCAGCCAAUGUGGUUGUAUUCUAAGUCAGUUAGAUAACCUGAAGUAAUAUUUAUAUACGCUACGCUCACUCCGCCCAUUCUGAAUCAUUAAGAAUUUACUUCAUGUCAUCUUACUAUUACGUAAUAAGCUAUUGGUGUACAUGAACUAAUUCCGUAUUUUCUCUCGAACGAUAAUUGCUCGUAUUUCUAUCAUGAAGUAAAACUAUGAUGACAUGAAGUAACAUUUGAGCGAACGGGCCCUUCUUAAUAAUUGAAAUAUUACUCCGGGUCAUCUGAAUGUCUUAGAACCUCGUUGGCUGACACAUUUGUAACGCAAAAUCUGACGCGAAUGAGCGGCAACAGGCGGAUGUUUAAACAUCCGCGAAAGUAAAAUUCCAUAAUGAUAAAGCCUAGUGCCUUUCUGCAAUUCCAUUGGCUGUAAAUGCAGGGUUCUCAAAAUGAACCGGCCGCCGGCCUAUUUGACCGGUUAAAACCAGAAAUCGGCCGGUUAGAAUUGUUCUAGAAACCAUAAGGUCACAUUCUUUUCUGACAUAUUUAAUACUGAUUAUCUAUUCUUACUUCGGCGUUUGUAAGAGUCUUCAGGUUUGAAAUCGUUUUGGUAAGAAUUCUCCGUAAUUUGCGCAUGUGCAAGCACGCUUUCCUGUUAGAAGAACACAUUGCCGAUGUCCAAAAAAGGAUCAUACCGUAAUUCCCCUUAAAGUUCGGACACCCGUAAUUAUUUUCAAAAAUAAUUAAUUUUGCGUACCUAAUUUUUGGACACCAAAAGGACUUCAAUCAUAACUUUCACAGUUACCAAGUUUCACAGACGAAGAUUAUUGAUUUUUAUCUUUAUCAGUUAAUACCCAUCCUAAAUGAUUUAUUGCCUGUAAAAAGAGGAAGUGUGAAAUAUUUAUUGGAGGAUUAUAGAAACAAGAAAGGCAAUCAAGGGAUUAGGAAAACAAAGACAUGACAUUUUUUCAAUAAACUUUGAAACUUGUACCACACUUUAUAAUAUAGACUGUAACAGAUAAUAAUCGUACAGUUAUACUUAUUGAAACAUCAAUAAAAGUCAACACAUUCAAUGAUAUAGGUUACUAAUUAAUGUGAUUAAUUAAAGUUUGAAAUGAAAUACUUAAGUUGCAAUCGAAAACACCACUCAGACACAUUAAUCCUGCAAAGCAAUGUCCAUGCUCUCCACGAGAUCCUCGUGGGCAUAACUGUGAGUAAUGUGACGUCACACAAUGUGACUGUUUGAUCUGAAGCUGAUAGAAUGUGCUUAUUCAAUUCAAUGCAAGUAUAAAAUGAGGUUUUAAUUAAUUUGAUGAAGGAUUUAUACUUAUAGGCGUAAUAAAUAAUUUUAUGACCAUUGAUAACUACGGAUAAAUUAAUAAGUAGUAAAAUGCAAACAUGAAGGCAGGUUUAAAAUACAUGUAGAUAAAAUGUAAAAAUGGUAAUUUUCUAUAAUUCUGACAGGAUUUUUUUUUAUUUAAAGGUGUCCGAACUCUAAGGUGAAAUAAGGUAGAUGAUUUUUUUUCGGCCACAAACAGCCACUCUUAAGUAUGAAUAAUUAAAUACCAUUGAGUAUUCAUCCAUUUAUUAUAGACCUGUUGCAUAAGUUAGCGUGAUAUUUCUCUUUUUAGUUUAUAUAUUAGAUCAAUUCUUAUUUUGAUUUGAUUGCAGGAAACUUCAGGAAAAGGAAAUGGUUUAAAAAUCGGUCUGAAAUGUGUUCUUUUUUCUAUUUUCAAUCCAAAACGGCUUAGUCAGUGAUGAUACAGACACUGACAGUGAAUUAUCAAGGUCUUUCUAUGAAUUUAUGCUAUGUAUGACAUUUCUGUAUAUUGUAUGUGAACUUAUGUACAAAACAGUAUUUUUAUCGAAAUUUUGCAUUGUUGUUCACUUCAACACUCCUAGAAAAACAGUUUCCUAAAUGGCUCAGAAUGCAGGAAAUUGCAUUCUUAUUUUAAAAAACUCCGGGGGGAGGGGGGGGGGGCAUGACCCCGGACCUCUCUAGAAAGCCUGUUACAAAUUCAAUUUGGCCUGUUCAACUGAAACAUUUUGAGAACCCUGUAAAUGUAGGUUGUAUUCCUACGUGUGUUGCAAUAUCGAAAGUGAGAAUUGUCGAUGGUUGUUUUUCAUAAUUAUUUCUAUGUUUGUGCAUUGUAUAAUAUUCAUAUAAUGUCAUAGUUGAAGUCCCCAUUGAAAGCAAAUUACUGAUGUACAUCAAUAUAUUAUCUUCGUUCAAUAAAGUUUUGAUUUUUC
Mya arenaria is the source of this 4887-nucleotide messenger RNA. Its product is annotated as neuronal acetylcholine receptor subunit alpha-5-like. Gene Ontology annotation, cellular component: membrane. Gene Ontology annotation, biological process: monoatomic ion transmembrane transport. Lineage: Eukaryota; Metazoa; Mollusca; Bivalvia; Myida; Myidae. The coding region runs from base 96 to 2519 and encodes 807 amino acids. Gene Ontology annotation, molecular function: extracellular ligand-gated monoatomic ion channel activity; transmembrane signaling receptor activity. The transcript is spliced from 11 exons. The record is from RefSeq and is a predicted model, not a curated record.